AUGGCCAGAGGUAGAGGGAAAAGUUUAAUGAGUCAAGUUACGGGAAAAGGUAAGAGUUUAAUGAAAGCUUUGGGUCGGAAGUCGAACAAUCCGGAUGAUCCGGAUCGUAUUGGAGAUCGGGGAGUUCUUGCAUCUAAUUGUAGAAGGAAAGCGACGGCAAGAGAAGAAGCAAAGAGAGCGAGGGGAGAAGCUACUGCAGUCGGAGUCGGGCCUUCUAAUGAUCUUCAAGUCGGUCAUGUUCGUACUCAGUUGCAGUACGCGUCCGAUGAUGACGAGGAGAUGGUGGCUAAUGACGACGGCGAUGAUGAUGAGGAGAUGGUGAAUAAUGAUGACGGCAAUGAUGACCAUGAUGGGAGGGAGCCGACACGUAAAGGUGGUCGUGGCAUAAAUUUUACAAUUUGGGAUGGUCCACCGUAUUUGGAGGGCCCGUGCGAGGGAGGGCUGGAAAAUUUGGAGUUUAUGCGUUGGUUCAAGUCGCAUAUAGCGAUCUAUGUUUGGGAUGGACAUGAACGUCGUGCUAGUGGACGGGUCGAAUCAAGAAAUAUAGCACUGGAAACCUACCUCGGCCCGCAGGAUGACAUGCUGAUUAGCAGGUUGGAGGCAACUGGGCUUUACCACUUACGACAUUGUUGGCUCCCCAAUAUGAAUCAACAAUUAAUGUUAGCGUUCGUCGAGAGGUGGCAGCCGGAGACGAACAGCUUCCACAUGCCGUGCGGAGAGAUGACGAUCACGCUCCACGACGUUGCUGUCAUCAUGGGGUUGCGAGUGGACGGACCGUUAGUGGCAGAAGUUUCCCAAGCAUUAGAGUGUUCCCAAAGUCUUGCAUCUCUGUUGGGGCUCGGGGUUAUGACUACGACUGACAUGUUUUGA
Erythranthe guttata (spotted monkey flower) is the source of this 870-nucleotide messenger RNA. The record is from RefSeq and is a predicted model, not a curated record. Lineage: Eukaryota; Viridiplantae; Streptophyta; Magnoliopsida; Lamiales; Phrymaceae.